This is a messenger RNA of Aspergillus ibericus CBS 121593, 312 nucleotides long. RefSeq lists its product as uncharacterized. Lineage: Eukaryota; Fungi; Ascomycota; Eurotiomycetes; Eurotiales; Aspergillaceae. The transcript has a single exon. The record is from RefSeq and is a predicted model, not a curated record. The annotation marks the transcript as partial.
AAGAGCAUCUACAACGCUGUCAAAUACAUCUGCCAGCGGCCUGCCGACCUCAAGAAGUUCUUCAUUCCCACUGUCAACCGAGGCAAGACGGUCUGGCCGAAGACCCAGGCGGACUUGCUCAAGUACGGCGUCCGAUGGGAUUACGAUGGCAAGGAGUACCAUAAGUAUCAGCUGCAGCCAAAUGCUGGCAAAAUCCCUUCCUCUAUCAAACAGUGGCGCGAGAAGAACGGCGGGACUCAUGCGGUCAUGACCACUCUAUACAUUCCCAAGGGCUUCGAGCCCGAGGCGGAGGUUUUUGAACAAGCGAUGGAG